Messenger RNA from Oncorhynchus kisutch (coho salmon), 1712 nucleotides. Its product is annotated as myelin protein zero-like protein 2. The transcript has 6 exons. Gene Ontology annotation, cellular component: plasma membrane. Bases 158 to 976 code for a protein of 272 amino acids. The record is from RefSeq and is a predicted model, not a curated record. Lineage: Eukaryota; Metazoa; Chordata; Actinopteri; Salmoniformes; Salmonidae. Gene Ontology annotation, biological process: cell-cell adhesion.
GCUUCGAGACGAUGAAGGCAGUGGCAAGUUGAGACGUGUCCCAUAUCGGCUGAGACUGCUAGUCAGUGCGUGUUGGAUUGGGGUUUACAGACAGUCUAAACGACAGGUCCAGAAGAGUUCACCGAGUUUAUAGAAUCGAAGUGUCCAGUCCCUUCAGAUGUUAUUCGGGGGAUUGGUGGGGACUCCACAAGGGUCUGGUCAAUUGGGUCGACUCCGGACACCUUUUCCAAUGUGCGUAAAACGGUUUUAUCUCCUCGUCCUCUUUUCCGGACUAGCAACUUCAGGCGUGUUACCGGUCAGUGGGAUGAGGGUGUACACGCCGGGGGAGGUGGAGGCGGUGAACGGCACAGAUGUGCGGCUGAAAUGUACCUUCCAGAGCAGCUCGCCCAUCACCCCAGCAACGCUCACUGUCUCAUGGAGCUUCCGCCCCCUCGAACCUGGCCGUGAGGAGUCAGUGUUCUACUACCAUGAGAGGCCUUACCCUCCCCCAGAAGGGCGUUUCCAUAAGCGGGCGACAUGGGCGGGUGAUAUCAUGGGGCGGGACGCCUCCAUCGUGGUGCGUGAGGUCAAGUUCACCUACAACGGGACGUUCAGCUGCCAGGUGAAGAACCCUCCGGACGUCCACGGCAACGCGGGGGAGGUGAAACUGACCGUGGUCACCACAGCCUCCUUCUCUGAGAUUGUCAUUCUGGCUGUAGCCAUCGGGGGCGCCAUCAUGCUGAUGGUCAUACUCCUCGUCAUCAUCAUGUCAAUAAGGCAAUGUCUCAAGAAGAGACAGGAGGAGUGGGUGGAGGAACUGCCUCGCAGAGAGAGAAAGGACCCUACAGUGUGCCACCCUGCAAGGGCCAUCCACCUGUAUAUGGACGAUGACGUGCUGGAGGUUGACAGCUCGGACUGUAUGAUCUCUGAGGCCAGCACUAAGGACCCCAGUUCCUCUGAGGAAGACGACAGGAGCUCUGACUACGACGGAGACUGACCAGGUGAAUCCAGGUGACCUGUGAUUUCUUAAUCCAGCCCUGCCUCUGAGCAUGGCAGCCAGGACGACAUAACAGCAGGGAUCAGGAGACGAGAACAUGAGGGGAAUGCCUUUACAGUAUUGUAUCUCAAGCGGUGUAUGAAGCAGAGUUUGAAGAGUCUAGAACAAGAAUACACCAGAAUCCUAUUGGAUGUAGAUGAUGAUGAAGUUUUAGAGGUAAAAUAGGAAGCACCAGGCAGCAUAGCAGACUAGUAUGGCCCAAAGCAGGACAGGGGGAGAGGGACAGAACACUGCUUCCUGAAUGAGUUGAGAGGAGCUGCAGAAAGAAAAAAUUGGGAUCUCACUUAACAAAAGGGAUGUAUUACAUCAAGAAUGUUGGACUGAUUUGAAUAGUGUUCCGUUUAUAUGGAAAAAUAACAACUAUUGCAGUCUUACAACGAUGAUUGACUGUCCCCAGUGCUCGCGGGGGUGCGUGGGAGUUGAAGAGUCGCAUGCAGUCAGAUCUGAAAACCCUUUGAUUCCAAAAAUCUCCUUGAGACUUUUUAUUUUAUUAACGGAGGAUGCAUCCUACUCACAUUUUACCGUACCACUUUUUUACAGAAUUUUGUAUUGUACAACUGAGAAAUGUGUUUUUUGUCUCUGCAUUUUAGACACGCAAGAAGUAUGUUCUCCUGUCGUUUAAGAAAUUCCAAGUUAAUGUUAUUGUUUGAUUUAUAAUAAAAUUCCUUUUACUGAA